Messenger RNA from Alligator mississippiensis (American alligator), 5150 nucleotides. RefSeq names its product transmembrane protein 263. The transcript has 3 exons. Bases 146 to 529 code for a protein of 127 amino acids. The record is from RefSeq and is a predicted model, not a curated record. NCBI's taxonomy places the organism in Eukaryota, Metazoa, Chordata, Crocodylia, Alligatoridae.
CGGGGCCAGGACCGGGACCGGGACCGGGACCGGGACCGGGACCCAGACCCAGCAGCUGCGCGGCGCCUCCUCGUCCUCGUCCUCGUCCUUCGGCCGCCUGCGCGGGGCCAACGCGAGCAGCGCCCGCAGCAGCGCCGGCGGCGGCAUGAAGGGACCCAACUUAGAAACAGAGAUGGUAGAAGAUGAAAGUGACACUACCAAUGAAGAAGUGCCCCCUCAUUUGCGGGAAGAGCCUCCUGAAGACUCCAGCAAGGACCAUCCUCAGCAACAGGCUGGAGUGAUCUGGAGAGUGACAGGAGGCCUGUUCAGCAUUACCCGGGGAGCUGUGGGUGCCACAUUAGGAGGAGUUGCCUGGGUUGGCAGCAAGAGCCUGGAACUCACCAAAACAGCUGUGAGCAGUGUCCCUGCUGCUGGUGUUGGACUGGUAAAGGGCAGCGUCUCAGUAGUGACCAGUGGCAUGGGAGCCGUGGGCAGUGCAGUUGCCAGCAAAGUCCCUUUCACUGCAAAGAAGAAGGACAAGGCUGACUAGCCACGAUUGCAGCUUCCUUCUGAAAAAUCAACUUGUCCAUAUGCUUCCCCCCCACCCACAGCACCUCUUCAGAUUGGAAAUGGCCACCUCAGGGAGGGGAUAAGUACCAGUGCAGACUCCAGCUGCAGCCUGCUCAGCACCACCUGCCUGGCUCAAAGUUCACAGAGACACUGCAAAUGCCUUUCACUCCCAUCACCUACUGGGAACCAUCUCUAUUCCGAGGGCUUUAAAGAUGCAGUUGUCUCUACCUUGAAAUUUCCUUCUCCCCUUCUUGCUCUCCUGAGUACUAAAAGGGUUGGAGUAAGCACUGGGCUCCAUCUCUCUGGAGACAGUGGGUGGGUGGGAAAAACUGUGUCCUAGCAUUGACAGCACACAUGUUCCUGAUGGUCCUUUCAUUUUAUUUUAGUUGGAUUCAGCCUCAGUUGGGGAAGCAGUCUCUGUAAUAGUCCAGUUCCUUGGCUCUGAGAAAUUCUUAGGGAUCUGCCUUCAGGCAGGGGAGGAGGAAAUCUGUCAUGAAGAAAAUCCCAAGAAUAUGAAGGUGAUAUACCCUAAAUAGGGAAAGGCUCCCUCCUCCCCUGCUGGCAAAAUCAAGAGGACGACUGAGAUCCUUUGUUAAUAGGCCACAGUCCUCAGGUUGGCUCUCCCAGCCAUGCACUCAGGCUAAAUGUGUCCUUUAAAGAUGGAACCCUGAGCCCCAACCAGAAGUCCUGGUGAUGCCACACAAGCACGUUGUAUGCUUCAUACCAUAAAACCUUGGGGCAGAUUUCCUUGUUCAAGGGUGGCUGUGAUGGAGGAGCAAAUCUGUUUGCUAUUUGAGAGUGGAAGAAGGGAGAACGUAGGUCACCUUAGUUCAUGGUGGGAAAUGACUGGCACCAAUGCAGUGUUAUUACAGAGAUACUGGGCCCCUGUAACUCCAAGAGGCAGCACUGCCAGGCUAUGGAGUGCUGCUUCCAUCAUAAGGAGGUAGUAAUGUUCUUCUCACUGGGAAGACAAGCUUAGCCCCCAUGCAAGUAAGUUCAGCCCCAUUGGAGUUUCCCCCUGUGUGCAUGUUCUCAGCCAGGUAAAUGCAGCAGGGUCACUUUGACUCUAAGCCUGACUCAUGCUACCACUGCUCAGACAUUGUUCUACACUGUGGUGAAGCAUGUUCCUCCAUCUUGUCUGAGUACUGCAGUGAGCCGUAGUCUAGGACGUCACUUUUGCCAGGGCUUAGCAGCUCAAGGGCAGCUCCCUACACUGCACUGGCACCAUUGUGAGCCCACCAAUUUGCUUUAGAAAGUGAUUUCCCUAUGCGAGUGCACUCAAAUGGGUGAUCCUGUUGCGAGCACCUCCUGUAACCCACUGCUUGUGGAGAUCCAGCCUGCCCCAGGUGAAUAAGCAUGUUGCAUUGAAGAAAAAUCACCCUGAGCUCUUUAGCUCAGAAAAAGCCCAGAAACUCAUAUUAAGCCUGGAGUUGCCUCUCCAUCCUGAACCCACCACAAAGUGCUCCAGGAGUCGCACGAUCUCUUAUGUGCAUGCACACGCACACACAUGUCCCCUGGAAGCCCUAGAAUUAAUGGGAUGAAGAAGACCCCAGGUUCCAACAUUAAUUUUGCCUUUCCUGGCUUCUGUCAGGUUGUUAACCUAGAUUGUUAGAGGUUGGGUGUAUAGAAAAAUGAAGCAGUGUUUGUGCUGUAUUUUAUAAAUAUGCCUGUAUGUUAGUGUGCGUGUCUGUAAUCUGCCAGUCCACAGGCAUGUUCUCAGCCAGGUAAAUGCAACUGUACCACUGCAGCAGAGGAGUUUAUAUAUUCACCUUUGGCACUUCUAGCAUAUAGGUUUUUAUAUAGGGACACUGUCAAAAUAAAAAUCAUGUUGUGGAAGACAGUUUUUCCCAAGUUGCCUAACCAUUUCGUUUAUUAAAACCAAAAGAAUGUAUAAAAAAUAUCUCCUUUUCUCCCAUCUGUGCUGUUUGUUCCAGUUUUGCCCUUUAUUUUGAAGAAUGAAGCCAGCCUAGUUUGUUUGUUCUCUCUUUCUGUUCCUAGUCUGUUCCACUUCAUGGUUUUCUGCAGUUGUGAUGUCAGUGGGUUUGGGUCUCUGAUGUCAGGGAAUAUUUAAAUACAGGGGCAAGAAACCUUUUCACUGAUUUUGUUUUUUCUUGGACUCAUGAACCUUUUUCAAUUUUGACUGUUUCUGAAAACCACUUUUUGGCCUGAUUUGAGUUGACCAGGUUCCUUCACUAGCCAAGCUGAGUUUCGUGGUCUCUCUCCGUCACCCUUGCUGGGAAAUGGACCUUGCUAUUUGCAGUGGCAAAGAAUUUGCUGAUCGUUGCAGUAUGUAGCUCUUUGUAGAAUGAAAAUGGCUUGACCUGCUGCUUUGUUUUUAAAGAGGAAACUGCUUUGCUGGUGCUUUUUUCUGCCGGCCUGACUGACACAGACAUGUUAGGUUUGUCUCUGAAGACAGCAACUUCAGAGAGAUCAGACUUCAAUCUGUGCAUCUGUACCCUGCUGGAAUAUUCUUCAGCAAUCAGCAAGGCCCUGGGAAGUUUUACUCAGCUCUUCCCAUCUACCAAGCAGUCUGUGCACCCUCAUUCAUCACCCUUCCCUGGGUGCAUCUUGAUUUUUUCCUUGUUCUUCUAAAUCCUGCCCUGACCCUGCAGCUAAUAAAUGUCCAUCAUUAGCUAAGCUGUCAGCAUCUCUCUCCUGUUUGAUACAUUUGCUGGGCAAAGUAGAUGAAUGGCCAUCUGGUGCCUCCCAAACCCUAGGUCAGGAGGAGACAGAUAACAUAGAGACUUCCCUUCUCCAGUUUCCACAAAGGGACUGAUGGAGAGCAAAUCAGGAAAUUUUAUCUGAACUCUCACACCCGCCAGCCCCUUGCUGUCAGUUCUCCUUGGCAAUGGAAGGACUUUGUACUACCAGCUCCUUCUCAAGACCCCAUUUCCCAGAACCACACGUGGAAUAGUAGAGCACAAGGGGGUGAACAAAAUGAAAGCAUUUCUUGAGCCCAUUCUGUUCUUAGUACCACUACACUGACACUAGGGGCCCCUUGUAACAUUAGGGGCUCCUUUCAAGACCUUUCCCUGAGUUCUUCUUUCCUGUCUUCACCAUCCGUAUGUUACUUUUUCGUCAGAUGAAGACUAAAUGGAAGAAAACUCUUGAUCAGCUCAGGAAUGGCCCUUGUGUGAUAGCUUCAGAAGGAGAGAAUAGGGGUGAAGAAAUGGUCAAGAUUUCUGUUCUGACAGCCCAGCUUAUAUAGAGCUUGGGGCCUGUAGCAGCAAGUGGGGAGUAUGCAAGCAAGAAUAGUGGGUGAGCUCGCUGUAAACAUGGCUUGGAUCAAGUCCCCCAAGCCUCUUCACCAUUACCAGGCUGUACAUAAACUUGAAGAAUGGAAGCACCAUCUGGGAAAUGUCUAGGGCCCCUUUAAAGUACUGAUCCCAGUCAAUUGAACAAGACAGUACUGCUGUAGUUGGCACCUGCUAGUAAGGAAUGGUGGAGUAGGAAGCAUGGAGGACAAAGGGAUAAUGGAGCUAAUGCAACUGGGCAGGAAGAUACUGGGGAACGUCCUAAGCUGGGGCACAGCUAAGGCUCUUCUUAGUGGGGUUCAGAAGGCACCUCCCUUGCACUGAACAUCCAUUUUUCAUGACAACUUGUAACAUUGCCUAGAUGAGCCAAUGCUGGCCAUCACACACUGUUUUUGCACUGAUUAUAUCACGCUGGUAUUAGCCUCUAAAUCAGCAAUGAGCUGUCCCCUGUCUGCCCCUCCAUGCAAAACCCCUGUCAGACUAAAGCAAAGAGCUAGUUAGCAUUUCCAGUCAAAGGGCGAUGGUCAGGCUGAUGUAAGGGAGCUUCUUGACGGUCCAUUUUUUUCAUGUAGAUACUGUAACCUAGAAGUGAUGACUUCUCUGCUCUGUGCAAGGUGUUCAGCUGGUGAAGAGGGCAGCAUUGCAAAAUGGGGGGGAUGAACCCCUAGCAAUUCCUCAUCCUUCCUCAUCCACUCUUCCUGCCUUAAUAUCGUCUCCAUCUUGUUCUUUUUCUUAUUUCAUUUUCCCUUCCUCCCCAGGUGAAAUUCUCAUUAGGAAGUCAUCUGGGUGGCUCUGAAAGCAGGGAAAUGAGAGUAUGACCCCAUAUCCUCUGCUCUGACUGUUUCUCUGGUGAGGGAAAGAGGACAAAGCCCCGGGAGUGUUUCCUCAGUUGUGAUCCAUUUCAGUUAGUUUGCUAUAAAAAAAUAUCUCUGAGUAUAUUUUCUCUGUAUUCUCUCUCUAAAAUGCUCCUCAUGUCAUGGGUCACAUAUGUGUCUCUGUCAUCCCAAAGCAGUUCUUAUAAAACACGGGAUGUAUGCAAAUGUGGAAAUGAGGGGAGGAUGGGGUGCCCACCUUUCUUCUCCAUGUAUUUGGCUGAGAAGCUCUCUGCCCUCUAAAUACAGCAGCUCCAAGGCAAUCCACCCACUCUAAACAACUCUUCAAGCCCCCAGCCCAGGGCUCCUAGUGGCAUUAGAGAUGGUGCAGUAAGCUUAGGAGGAUACUUCUGUUCUUUAUCAUUUCAAUGUAAGCAGUUUGUUUCCAGGUUUGGAGUUUUUUGUUUGCAUUGUGUUUCUGGCAAUAUUCUGCAUCUCUGUAUUUUAAGUACAGUAAAAUUUGAGGAUAAAACUC